Molecule: messenger RNA, 1695 nt
Organism: Verticillium nonalfalfae
Lineage: Eukaryota; Fungi; Ascomycota; Sordariomycetes; Glomerellales; Plectosphaerellaceae
Exons: 2
Coding region: 1-1695 (564 amino acids)
Molecular function (GO): oxidoreductase activity; FAD binding
Source: RefSeq, a predicted model, not a curated record
AUGAAGACCUUCUUCGUCCACGCCAUCCUGGCGGCCACAGCCUGGGCUGCCCCCGAGCUUGUCGCCAGGGGUCAGUCUUGUAAGUGCUUCCCCGGCGAUGCUUGCUGGCCUUCCACGGCUCAGUGGAAUGCCCUGAACACGACUGUCUCUGGCAGGCUCAUUGCCACGACUCCUCUCGGCUCGCCGUGCCACGACCCGACCUACGAUGCUGCCAAGUGCGCCGACCUUCAGUCGAAGUGGCAAUUCUCGGAGAUCCACAUGGACUCGUCCUCCUCUGUCAUGGCGCCCUUUUUCGCCAACCAGAGCUGCGACCCUUUCCAGCCUCGCGAGCGCCCAUGCACUCUUGGCAACUACGUUGUCUAUGCCGUUGACGCUCGCACGCCUGGUGAUAUCCAAGCCGCCAUCAUAUUUGCUAAGAAGUUUAACAUCCGUUUCGUCGUUCGCAACACGGGUCACGACUACAAUGGCCGUUCCACUGGUGCUGGCGCAAUCUCCGUUUGGGUUCACAAUAUGAAAGGCGCCAAGGUCGUCGACUGGGCCGACAAGAACUACCAGGGCAAGGCACUCACCGUCGCUGCCGGCGUCCAGGGCUUUGAGGUUAUGGAGGCUGCCAACGCCGCUGGCCUUGCCGUCGUUGGCGGUGAGUGCCCCACCGUCAGUCUUGCCGGAGGCUAUACUCAGGGCGGGGGCCACUCAGCCCUAUCGACUAGCUUCGGUCUCAGCGCCGAUAACGUUCUCGAGUGGGAGCUUGUCACCGCCGAUGCCAAGGUCGUCAAGGCCAGCCGUACCGUCAACGCGGACCUCUACUGGGCUCUGUCCGGUGGUGGUGGCGGCAACUGGGGCGUUGUCACCUCAGCCACCGUCAAGGCGCACCCUGAUGCUGUCUUCGGCGGCGCCACCGUCGCCUUCUUUGCUGCCGAGAACGAUGCGACUGCCUUCUACAAGGCUAUCGAUGCAUUCCACGAGGAGCUUGCCGCCAUGGUCGAUGCUGGUACCAUGGUUGUCUACUACUUUGCGGCCGCCUUCUUCCAGAUCGCACCUAUCAACGCCUACAACAAGACCGAGGAGGAGGUCCGCGCCAUCCUCGCUCCCUUCCUCGCUCGUCUCGACGGUCUCGGCAUCAAGUACACGUCCGCCUACUCCGAGUUUGCUGGUUACCGCGAUCACUACAACAAAUACUUCGGCCCCCUGCCUAUUGGCAACAUCCAGGUCGGCAUUGCUCAGUAUGGUGGCCGUCUGAUCCCCCGUGCGUCGAUCACCAACAUCACAUCCUACACGCGCCUGAUUGGUAACACUGAGGGUGCCAUCUUCAUUGGCGUUGGUACCGAUGUCUCGUCCUUCGGUUCCAAGAUUCAGAACUCGGUGGUCCCCGCCUGGCGCAAGACACUAGUCCACGCCACCAUCACGACGCCCUGGAGCUUCCAGGCGCCUUGGGCCGACAUGAUUGCCAACCAAAACCUCAUGACCAACAAGCUCAUCCCCGCUAUUGAGAAGCUUACCCCUGGUGGCGGUGUGUAUCAGAACGAGGCCGACUUCCGUCAGCCUCGCUGGCAGCAGGAGUUCUUCGGUGCCAACUACAACAACCUCCUCUGCAUCAAGAAGGAACGCGAUCCCGAGGGCUUCUUCUAUGCCCUCAAUGGUGUCGGCAGCGAGGCGUGGACUGUCGCCAGCAACGGGCGUAUGUGCAGGGCUUAG